AUGCGUGCCAUCUUAUCUAAUCGCAGCAUUGCCACUAGGCUCCUCAAUGCUGCUACAAACAAAACUGCCUGUGGCCAGGGCGGUCGGAUCGAAAACGAUGUUGCCGUUCCCAGCAUCUCUCCGGACGAAAUCCUCGUCAAGGUCAAAGCAGUUGCACUAAACCCGACCGAUUUCAAGCACCUCGACGUAGUGGCUCCGCCAAACUCUAUCAUAGGCUGUGAUUAUGCCGGGGAGGUCCACCUGGUUGGCGAGAACGUCACGACAAAGUGGCAGAUUGGUGAUCGUAUAGCUGGUGUCGUGCAUGGAGGUCUUUUCCCAGACCGAGGCGCAUUUGCGGAAUACCUGAAGACUGACGCCGACCUCGCAUGGAAAAUUCCCGAUGAUAUCUGCGAUGCGGAUGCAGCAACGUAUGGAAUCUCUGCUGUAACGGCUCUACUAAGUCUUAAUAUUCGGCAUGGUCUGCCCUGGGCCAACGAAAGGGCAAGCCCGAUAGAUGAAGCUAUCUUUAUUUACGCAGGAUCAACGAGUGCUGGCUUGUAUCACAUUCAACUUGCGAAGGCUGCGGGGUACAAAGUUAUUGCGACUGCGUCGCCGCGCUCAUUCGACUUGGUUAAGAGCUACGGCGCGGACGCGGUAUUUGACUACAAAUCUCCGACAGUUGUGAGCGAUAUUACGAAGGAGUUCCCAGCUAUUACUAAGGCUGUGGAUUGCUUCUCUGAGGGUAAAUCCACGGAGAUUGCCGCGGAGGUCAUCAAAAACAAGGGCGGCAAGGUUGUGACGCUGCUUUCUAACGGCAAGCCGCGUCAUCCAGGCGUUGUGUAUGAGCUCGUCAUGAUGUAUACGGCAUUUGGACGGCGAUUUCAAUGGCUCCCACCAGUUGGCCCUAAAUUUGAGGCAAAGCCCGACGACCGCGAGGCACUCGCUCGUUUUUAUGCGUUGCUGCCCCAGCUGACUGAAAUAUUGAAGCCAAUCCCAACCACUGAAAUCAAAGGUGGAUUUGAUGGUAUUUUGGAAGGACUCAAUAUGCUCCGAUCUGGUCACGUUUCAGGUGGCAAACUUAUAGUGAAGCUCUAA
Fusarium oxysporum Fo47 is the source of this 1074-nucleotide messenger RNA. RefSeq names its product chaperonin 10-like protein. The transcript has a single exon. Lineage: Eukaryota; Fungi; Ascomycota; Sordariomycetes; Hypocreales; Nectriaceae. Gene Ontology annotation, molecular function: oxidoreductase activity, acting on NAD(P)H. The record is from RefSeq and is a predicted model, not a curated record. The coding region runs from base 1 to 1074 and encodes 357 amino acids.